Molecule: messenger RNA, 2063 nt
Organism: Syngnathus acus (greater pipefish)
Lineage: Eukaryota; Metazoa; Chordata; Actinopteri; Syngnathiformes; Syngnathidae
Gene: igf1
Product: insulin-like growth factor 1
Exons: 4
Coding region: 491-1144 (217 amino acids)
Cellular component (GO): extracellular region
Molecular function (GO): hormone activity; growth factor activity
Source: RefSeq, a predicted model, not a curated record
UGUACCUGCUCCGCGCGCACACUUUUCAUGUUAUUUUCAUGAUGUGCUUUUAUUUUCAGCGCAUGACAUGCGCGCCCGCCGUAAGUUUAUUCCCUCGCAUGCAACAUUCGCCUGCGUUUCUGUCUGCCGUCUUUUUGUCCUUUUCGCGUUUUUUUUUUUCCCCCCUUCGCCUAAAUUGCACGCAUGGCUUUAUCGGUCCUUUCUUUCCCUCCAUGGACGUGAUGAUUGUUGACGAUUGCGGCUUCCGUUUGCGAGCACUCUGGAGGUGUUUAUGACGUUUUAUUGCACUCGCGGGGCCGGUUUUUCCCUUCCUCGGGGAGAUGCGCAUCUGUCAGUGCUCGCAGCGGUUCUUGUGCGUAAUUUCGCGAGACAAGAUAGCUUUUUUUUUUGCUGCACAUUCAAGCCGGCUUUUUGUUGUUGUUGUUUUUUUGGGGGGGGGGGGGGGUAACGUGUUUUUUAAACUCUUGAACUCAAGUGUUUCUCCGGUUCAAUGUUGGUUGGAUGCAUUUUUUUUUUUUUUCCGGACAUGAAAGUCUGGCUCUCAUGCAAGCGAGCGGAUUGCGGGAGUGCGUGCGCUGUUCGCGCCUCUGACUUUCUCUCUCUCUCUCUUGAUCUCCGGCAGAGUGCGAUGUGCUGCUGGAUGUCCCGUAGCCACACCCUCUCACUACUGCUGUGCGUCCUCAGCCUGACUCCGGCGGCUUCAGGGGCGCGGCCAGAGACGCUGUGCGGGGCGGAGCUGGUCGACACGCUGCAGUUCGUGUGCGGAGAGAGGGGCUUUUAUUUCAGCAAGCCGACGGGCUACGGCCCCAACGCCCGGCGCUCGCGGGGCAUCGUGGACGAGUGCUGCUUCCAGAGCUGCGAGCUGCGCCGGCUGGAGAUGUACUGCGCGCCCGCAAAGACCGGCAAGGCCGCCCGCUCGGUGCGCGCCCAGCGCCACACGGACGCGCCGCGGGCCGCCAAGGCCGGCGGCGCCGGACACAAGGCCGACAAGAGCUCGGAGCGACGGGCGCCCGCCCAGACGGAUAAGACAAAAAACAAGAAGAGACCAUUACCCGCCGCCGGACACGCUCACUCAGCCUUUAAGGAAGCGCAUCCCAAAAACUCAAGUCGAGGUCACGCCGCAGGCCGAAACUACCGAAUGUAGGCGAGGGGAGAAGGCCUCGCCCGACCUGACCCGGUCCACCCCGAACCACGUGACAAAAGGAUGGAGAGGCCAGGCCAGGCAUCUUUUCAUUGUUUUCCACACUGCAGCGCUCCAAAUCGUGCAAACGCGAGCUAAAAGAUGCUAACUUAGCUGCUAGCAGACAAGUCAAAAGAACCAUUUCAAAUCUUUCCGCCGUUUAGCCCUCAUGCAUUGCAGAGCGUUUUUUGUUUGUUUAAUUCUGAACCAAACCCUAAAGACCAAAGUGGCUCAUAGUUGGGUAUUUUUUUUUUUUUUUAAAUCAGGACUUUUGGGUCCCGUCUUUAAACCAAACUCUGACAACGGACCGAUCGAGCAGUUCUCAAACUUUUUGGGUCCAGGACAAAAUACUUUGAUGCCAAAGCGCCAAAAUGUUGCAAUAGCAAAAUCAGAUGUAUUGAUGAUGAUAUUAAAAAUCAAUUUACAAUCUGUAAAAAGAAGCAAAAAGGUGUACAAGAAACAAUGACAUUUUAAGAAUUGAGAAGAGAUUAUGGAUUAUAUUCUUACAAGAAUAAAGUCGUAUUUUUCCGAGAUGAAGUCAAAAUGUUAAGAAAAAUCCAACUUUAUUCUCGUAAUAUUCAACUUUUUAUUCUGGUAAAGACUCGUUUAUUUAAAAAAAAAAAAUAGGAUUAUAUUUUUGACAAAAAAUUUGUUGUGGGGAAAAAUAGAACUUUAUUUCUGUAAUGAUGAUUUUUGUUCGGGGGGGAAAGACAAAAGUACUAAGGCGGAACUAAUUAAGCAUCUUUUAGUGCAAAUGAUUUUGUCCAGGCACCUUAGUUUGAGAACCGCUGCAUUAGGGAAAAUUGACGGCCACGCUGCACUCGCACCCCCCCACCCCCCCUUCUUGAUGUUUCCAAACAUAAAUAAACACAACUGUAUGGAA